AUGACAACUCAACAGCCGGCUUUAUUCCAACCUAUCGCCUUGGGUGAUAUCCAGCUGAAACAUCGUGUCGUCAUGGCACCCAUGACGAGGCUCAGAGCGGAUGACGAGACUGCUGUACCUUCUGACUCAACUCUGAAGUAUUAUCAGCAAAGAGCCAGUGAUGAUGGUCUGAUCAUCACUGAGGGUACAGUGCCCUUGAGCGAAGGUAAAGGAUGGCAUCAUUCACCCGGCAUUUGGUCGAAAGAUCAGAUCAAGGGUUGGAGAAAUAUCACCGAUGCUGUACAUGGAAAAGGUGGUAAGGUUAUCUGCCAAUCAUUUGCUGCUGGUCGAGUGGCAGAUCCCACUUGCGCAUCUGUCGUAUACGUUCCUUCAGACCUGAACGAUCCCACUCCAGGAACGCCCAAACCACCUUUGAAAGUCAUGACGGUCGAUGAUAUCAAGCGAAAUAUCCAUGAAUUCGUUCAAGGUGCUAGGAAUUGCAUUGAAGCUGGGUUUGAUGGAGUGGAGAUCCAUUGUGCGAAUGGCUAUCUAUUAGACCAAUUCAUCCACUCAAAUUCUAACCAGCGAACCGACGACUAUGGCGGGACCUUGCUCAACAGAUUUCGAUUCCCAAUUGAGGUGAUACGUGAAGUAUUCACAGCCAUAGGACCAGGUAAAGUUGGCGUCCGGAUCUCUCCCUUCUCGACAUUCCAAGGCAUGAGAGACCCCCAUGAUCCCACCGGGCUCUUUUUGUCUUUCAUCACUGCUGUUCUAGAUGCUGCAGAUGGUUUAGCAUAUAUCCACGCUGUGAUGCCUCGAGCAAAUGGUGCAGAUGACCAGGAUCCAUCGAAAUUAGUGGAAAAAGACGAUUUGGAGCCUAUCAGACAGUUGGAUGCUGAGAAGUAUGGAGAUCUAAUAGCUUUUGGCAGAUUCUUUACGUUAUUAGCUAAUCCUGAUUUACCAAAGAGGAUCAAGAAUGAUUGGCCGUUCAUCAAAUACGACCGAAACUCGUUCUACACUCAAAGUAUCGAAGGUUACACUGAGUGA
Molecule: messenger RNA, 1026 nt
Organism: Kwoniella mangroviensis CBS 8507
Lineage: Eukaryota; Fungi; Basidiomycota; Tremellomycetes; Tremellales; Cryptococcaceae
Exons: 7
Coding region: 1-1026 (341 amino acids)
Molecular function (GO): FMN binding; oxidoreductase activity
Source: RefSeq, a predicted model, not a curated record